Messenger RNA from Dioszegia hungarica, 975 nucleotides. RefSeq lists its product as uncharacterized. The transcript is spliced from 7 exons. NCBI's taxonomy places the organism in Eukaryota, Fungi, Basidiomycota, Tremellomycetes, Tremellales, Bulleribasidiaceae. The record is from RefSeq and is a predicted model, not a curated record. The coding region runs from base 1 to 975 and encodes 324 amino acids.
AUGACCACCGAUGAGUGCCCCAGCUGCAUCGCCUCGAAGCGUUUCACGACGAGGCAGGUCGAAAUUAGUCCCUUCCAGGUGCGAUAUGUAUUCCGGAGGCGAUUUCGUGCCCUGUGUAGUGUUAGCGCCGACUUGCCACCAAGGGAAAGGUCAGAUUGGGAUCGGGUACAUAAGCUUGCCCCCUUGCACGUCAAUCCCCCCUCUCAUUGUAUUUUCAGUAUAGCCAUCCUCGAGCCAAACGCCGGAAUGAGCCAAACCGCCCCCCUCGCCUCCCCCACCGCCUCGCCUCCCCCGCUGGCGCAUGACGCACCCUGUCCGCCAGCCCCCCGGCUGGCGAGGCGGGUGCUGGCCUACCCAGGCCCGCCAGUUCUGCCUCAGUACUGGCAGUAUCAGGCUGUGCAGGGCCUUCCUGCAGCCUCGCAACCCCCCCUCCCCACCUCGCAGCCAAGCCUGCCGACCCCUCCCGCGUCUCCUGUGGCCACCGGACCUGCCGAAAUGAAAAAGCACAAAAAAAGAGGAGGAGUAUCAUGGAGUGCGGCAAGGGGGCGAGAUGAUAGCAAGUGGGGCGAGCAGGCAAGUGGUUGGGGAGGGGAAGAGCUAGUUCAGUCGAUCAGCAGGCAGCUACUUGGAGGAGGAAAGGAGGGGAAGGGAUGGAAAAGGCAUGCACUCUGUACUUAUACUGUCGUCUUGACACAGAUUCCCGCCUCCUUUUCCCGUUCCCGUUCCCGUGUCUUCAACGUGGAACUUCAAGCAGAUAUAGUACAGCAUACCGAGCUCGUAGCUGCCUCGCCACUCUUUGCCCAGCUCGAUCUCAUAGCCCCAACAGCGCACAUCAUCCAUAGGCACGCGCAUAGCGGCAAGUCCCGGCCGGUAGGCAGCGCUCGCUCGUCUGUCCUCUCCAUGGCUGCAGUGGCCGUGCCGGGCGCAUCCUCGGACCUUGCCGCUUCAUCAGCACCUCUAUCCCACGCCUAUUAG